Anopheles nili is the source of this 3517-nucleotide messenger RNA. RefSeq names its product chaperone protein DnaK. Gene Ontology annotation, molecular function: ATP-dependent protein folding chaperone; guanyl-nucleotide exchange factor activity; ATP binding. The record is from RefSeq and is a predicted model, not a curated record. Gene Ontology annotation, cellular component: recycling endosome. The transcript has a single exon. The coding region runs from base 1 to 3477 and encodes 1158 amino acids. Lineage: Eukaryota; Metazoa; Arthropoda; Insecta; Diptera; Culicidae.
AUGGCUUCACCAGCGAAAAUCAUUCCACCACAACAGUCGCCGAAGUCGGACAAAAGUAUCACCCCAUCGACGGUAGCAAUCGGAAUCGAUUUUGGAACCAGCUUCUCGAGUGUGGGCAUCUACCGGAAUGGGAAGUUUGAAAUCAUUGCCAACGAGUACGGCAACCAUCGCAUCCCGUCGGUUGUUGCCUUCACCGAAAAGACGCGUCUGGUGGGUGAAGAGGCGCUUGCCCAGACAGACAUCGAUCCGGCAAAUUGUGUUAUUGAAGUGAAGCGGAUGCUGGGGCAGCAUAAACGACAAGCAGCCAUCAAGGUGCAGUUUAAGGGCGAAACCAAGAGCUACCAUCCGGAGGAAAUAUGUGGCAUUAUACUGGCCCACCUUCGUGCAAUGGCAGAAAAGCAGCUCGGUGAGACGGUUACGAGCGCGGUCAUUGCCGUUCCAGCUCAGUUCUCCGAUGGGCAGCGACAGGCCGUGCUGGAUGCGGCCACUAUCGCCGGUUUGACGGUGCUUCGAUUAAUCAACGAACCAACCGCGGCCGCAAUCUCAUACGGUGUCAACAAAAAAGUAAUCGGCGAGCAAUACGUGCUGGUGUGCUCUUUUGGCGGUGGCUUUCUGGACGUUUCAAUUGUGACCAUUUACAACGGUGUGUUCCAAGUGAAGGCCAGCUCUGGUGACACCGCACUCGGUGGGGCUGAUAUUGAUGAUCGGUUGGUGGGCCACUUCGUGAAAGAAAUCCAGGACACUCAAUCGCUCGACAUAGCGCAGGAUAUGAUUGCUCUACGUAAGCUUCGGAAGGUCUGCGAGCAAGCAAAACGUACACUUUCUUACACGAGUCAGGUGACAGUGGAGAUCGAAAACCUUCAAGACGGCUGCCAGCUGUCUUCGACGCUCACAAAGGACAUUGUGGACGAACUGUGCAAGGAUAUGUUCGAGCGCAUUAUUUUACACGUGGAGACGGCCCUUCGGCGUGCUCGGAAGGAUCGAUUCGCGGUGCACGAAAUUAUGCUGGUUGGUGAAUCUUCGCGCAUACCGCGUGUGCAGAUUAUGUUGAGUGAAUUCUUCGAUCGUCGCACUCUUAGCAGCUCGGUCAAUUCGGACGAAGCCGUCGUCGUAGGAACAGCCAUUGCCGCCGGUAUACUUAGCGGAGACAAGUCGUGCGAAAUUCAGGAUCUGCUCUGGUGGGAUUUGGUUCCCCGUUCGAUCGGUAUGAUCGGUGAAGCGAGCGAUGGCACAGGAAGUGAUGGUGAAUUUCCCCGCAUACUGAUCAGCCGCAAUUCUACGCUUCCGUUGAAAGUGCGCCACAGGAUAAAGAACUUUCGCGAGGCCCAGCGGCUUUACGAGGGGGAAAGUGCCAUUGUUAGGGAUAAUAUUAUUUUGGGUCGACUGCUGCUCGAGGGCAACUUUGAAGAUGAGCUCGAGGACGUGGGCUUGUCGUUCAAUGUAGACCUCAACGGAGUGCUGCACGUGAUGGUGGAAGGAAACAUUGAGCUUAAGGCCACGCUAGAUAAGGGCCGCCUGGAGCGGUAUGAGAUUGAUCGCAUAGUGUACGAACAUAAACGCUUAAUUCUCGAAAUGGAACUCGGCAAGGAGAAGGAAAACCAGUGCAAGCAAAAGGAAUCACCGAUGCCAGUGAUAAGGCAGGCGGAGGAACUCGAAUUGGACGGUACGGCUGUGGGCACCUGGGACAGGUUUAGUGAAUGGUUGCAUUGUAUUUGCGUCGUUACAUUCGAUCUUGAGCUGGGACAAGCGAUGGAGCUGAUAUAUCCCAAACACGUCACGUUGACGGAACAGGAAAAAAUGAACAUCUGCUAUUUGGCGUUUCCGGACUCGAAUUCCGGCUGCAUGGGCGACUCACAGUUCCACAUUCGGCUACGCGUUUCAUCUGGUUCGGAAAACUCGGUUCUCCCGAAAGGACUGCAGGAAUUUAACUGCCAUUGUCUGCCGGUGCACAGAGCAGAUCCUGGUCACUUUUGGGGGUUCGUCUAUUUUCGCCAGAUAAAGGACGCCACACUCAAGCGCGGGUACUUUCAAAAAAGCCUUGUCCUGCUUACGCGUUUGCCAUUUGUCAAUUUAUUUUACGAGCUUUGCGGAGUCAUUGCGCCUGCCUAUUUCGGAAGUGGCGAACCUACACUCGAGGACACAUGCGAUAGUGUCUGUAAAUGGCCGUCCUUACUCAGCGACGAACCAUUGCAGUUGCAUCUGCUAGGUAACGUGUAUGACUUGGUUAUACCAAGGCAGAACGGUAAAUAUAAUACGCUCGUAUCGCCCGUGGAUAACCUCUAUUCCGCCAACAAACCAGGCACUAAUGCACGCCAAAACCAAAUCCGUACCAUAUCAUCCGUGCAUGAGAUCGACAUCUUUAGAAGUCUGCAAUUAUUCCUGCCUCACAUCCAUCUGCUCUGGGAGCUGGUGUUGACCGGAGAACCGAUCAUCGUCACCGGUACGUCACCAACCGACUGCGCUCACAUGGUGCAGUCGCUGACUAGCCUUAUCAGCCCCUUGGCGUACUGUGCCGAAAGCCGUCCCUAUUUCACAAUUCAUGACACGGAGUUUAAGGAGUUCACGCAAUGCAAAAACGGCCAUCCCUCGAUCAUACUCGGCGUGACGAAUCCGUUCUUCGCCAAAACCCUCCAGCACUGGCCGCACACGAUUCGUCUUCAGGAUAGCACCGAAGCGCAGUUACAACGGCAACGCAUGGUAACUCCUUCGACAGUAAAUUCGUCUUCCACCCAAUCGCCAUCGGUUAGCGGGUUGCCUAUGGACGGAUCGGCGACACUGUCAAGAUUGUCGAAAAUCAAACAAAUCACUCACAAGCUGCUAGAUUCCUCACCAGGACUUUAUACACAGUACAAGCCCUUUGUGCAGAAAGACAAGGCAUUCAUCAAGAAGAUUCUGCUUGGGCUGAAAACUGACCGACCACUCUCCGUACAAUCGGCGCUGCUGCGACGACACCUAUUAGAGCUAACGCAAAGUUUCAUGAUUCCUCUCGAGCGCUACAUGGCACUGCUGAUGCCGUUGCAAAAGGACAUCUCGCCGUUCCGCUCGGCACCGCAGCCACAUCCGUUCAAGCAGGAGGAUUUCCUCGCAACGCUCGACGAGUGCGGCCCGCAGUUGACUUCGACCUGCAAAGGCGACUGGGAGGGUUUGUAUCGACGAUUUUUCAAUUCGCCAAACUUCAAGGGCUGGUACGAGAUGCGCUACUUCGAGCUGGAGCAAACGCUGCAGGUGUUGCACAUGCAGACGCUGUCCGAAUCCAACCUAGCCGAGUGGGCCAAGGGUAAGCUGGAGGUGGAAAUUGUUGAUAUGAUUUUGCGGUUGCGCAACAAGCUUACGCUUCUGCAGGCUAGUAGCACCGUAAUGGCUGCCUUGCCCGUUCAGCUUAACGCCCGGGACACCCGAGAGCAGCUGCUGCGCCACAUGGAGAACAUGAAGAAAAGUCUUCCGGAUGAUUUGAAGCAAAUCCUGGGAGAUGCGUGAUGUUCCCACGUGAAUCGAGUAAAAAUAAAGCCAGGCAAUA